AUGUCUGGUCGUCAAGGUGGUAAACUAAAACCUCUGAAACAAAAGAAGAAACAGAACCAGGAUUUAGAUCCAGAAGACAUUGCCUUCAAACAAAAACAAAAAGCCGACGCCGCAGCCAAGAAGGCCAUGAUGGCCAACAUCAAAGCUGGUAAACCUCUGGUUGGUGGUGGUAUCAAGAAAUCUGGUAAGAAAUAUAACACAACAUCUCAAACAAGAAAAAACAAUAAGUCGCUAAGUAAAUAUAAAAUUGUCUUUCUGGGUGAACAAGGUGUAGGCAAGACUUCCCUUAUCACACGGUUCAUGUACGACACAUUUGACGAUCACUACCAGGCCACCAUAGGGAUAGAUUUCCUAUCGAAGACUAUGUACCUGGACGACAAGACUAUAAGGUUGCAACUAUGGGAUACAGCAGGGCAGGAACGGUUUCGAUCCUUGAUUCCCUCCUAUAUAAGGGAUUCGAGAGUAGCCAUUGUGGUCUAUGAUAUUACAAAAAAAAAAUCUUUUGAAUUCAUUGAUAAAUGGAUCGAAGACGUUAGAAACGAACGUGGGGAAGAUAAUGUCAUUCUUUGUGUAGUAGGUAAUAAAAGCGAUUUAAGUGAUGAGAGGCAGGUGUCCACUGAAGAAGGUGAAAAGAAAGCAGAAUUGUUAGGCGCCAAUAUCUUCAUGGAAACAUCAACAAAAGUCGGGUACAACGUCAAAAAUCUAUUCAAAAAAAUCGCUAAAUCCUUACCAGAAUUCCAAGAUGAUAACAACAAUAACAGCAAUAACAACGGCAACAACAAUAAUGAUAGUAACAACGAUGCUAUUUUAGAUGAAUCAUUAUCCAAUACUCAUGAUAAAAGUACAGGAAUUAUUGAUAUAUCUACAUCUCAAAAUGAAAAUAUAGACCAGAAUGGUUCCUGUCAAUGUUAA
Messenger RNA from Arxiozyma heterogenica, 912 nucleotides. RefSeq names its product Rab6 family protein. Gene Ontology annotation, molecular function: GTP binding; GTPase activity. The transcript has 2 exons. Gene Ontology annotation, biological process: vesicle-mediated transport. The coding region runs from base 1 to 912 and encodes 303 amino acids. The record is from RefSeq and is a predicted model, not a curated record. NCBI's taxonomy places the organism in Eukaryota, Fungi, Ascomycota, Saccharomycetes, Saccharomycetales, Saccharomycetaceae.